This is a messenger RNA of Anarrhichthys ocellatus (wolf-eel), 7164 nucleotides long. RefSeq names its product pappalysin 2 (gene pappa2). The transcript is spliced from 27 exons. Gene Ontology annotation, molecular function: protein binding; metalloendopeptidase activity. Bases 814 to 6195 code for a protein of 1793 amino acids. NCBI's taxonomy places the organism in Eukaryota, Metazoa, Chordata, Actinopteri, Perciformes, Anarhichadidae. Gene Ontology annotation, biological process: cell surface receptor signaling pathway; proteolysis. The record is from RefSeq and is a predicted model, not a curated record.
AAGUAGGGCGGCUGGCACUUUGCGGUGCACUUCAGUUCGCCUCCGGAGUGACUUUUGAUUUUUUUAAAAUAUAUAAUAUUACUACUCCGAUUCACCUUGCAGACAUAUUUGUUUUGGGAACGGGACGCACUGAAUGAUGAUGCCGCUGUGGGUCAGGUAAAAAGAAACGAGAGGCUUUGCGCAAAGUCAGCAAGGAGUGAAUUCACCUGAUUUAUUUGUGCAAUUCAGAUCUGCAUUUAAUCUUUUUUUUGUUGAAUAAGGGGAACUGCACAGCCUUAGUAAUAAACUGAUUAUGUGUCUGUUGAUUUCAGUUUUAAAACAGUUUCUUUACUGAAACACAGACAGACAUAGUUGCACGUUUUCUUUGCGACCUGUAAACAGAAACAAAGUGACAGAUGCUGUAGAUAUUUUGAGCGUACACGAACGGAACGGAAAAGAUUUCGGAUGAACUUCUGUGAUUCUGUUAAACCUGUGGCUUACUAAAAAAAUCAAGCAGAGCAAACAUAGCCUAUACCAAGAGCCUCAAUAUGCAAUAAGUUCCACGUGACAAACCUAGAAUGAAAUUUUGAACCCUUUGGAAUGCACUGAUCGUUUAUCACAAAAUACAUAUACUUUAAUCCCCCAAGAAGAGGCAGCCAAAACAGUGUGGUUUUAUUGCUGGGUAAAUGUGCGCAAACAAAUAUAAUAACCACAGUCUGGUGUGAGACCUCCUGCGGCUGACCCUGAAGCCAGAUACUUUUUAUAAGAGCUAACCUCCCCACCACCACGUUAUCUUCAACAAAACCCAUUGAAUACCUUCCCUAACUCGAGACAAUGUUGUUGAUCAGACUACUGGCUAUUUUCCUCAUCCUCAUCACCAACACGUGGCUGCUCAGCCCAGUUCGCUCUGACGCACUCCGCCGGUACAAACGCACCAUGGCCCAGCGGGCGGACCGCGAGCUCUCCAGGCUGGCAGGUGAGCCCUGCACUGUCUCGGGCGUUUGGAGGUCCCGGCGGCAACCGCGCUCCGACUCUCCGUCCCAACACCGCCCUCAAGCGGCCCGUCCGAGGACGCGCACGAGCCGGAGAGAGCUGUACACUGUUGGGAGCGCUCUCGCGGUUUGUGCAGGAGGAUGCAGGUUUGACACCGGGGUGCGCCGGUUCGCUCCGGCGGGGGAGGAUAAGCGAGGCUGGGCCAACGUAGAGGAUGUGGCGGUGGGAGCAACGUUUCCCCGGCAGCUCUUCGAGAAACGCUCCACUAACGACCAUGUCCGUGAACACACCACACAGAAGCCCGGGGUGUCUUUGCUUAAAGACGCCGGGCAGACCGUCUCCUCCUCUGGCCGUGCAAAGUCCCCACGCGCCUCCCGCUCCAGGUUCACCCGCAGCCUCGGCGGGACGUUUCCUUACGCGGACGACGGCAACUCCAGCUGGGAGAAAGUUUCCCCCGACAGCUCAACCGACACCACGGGGCUCCAGGUCCUCUACAGGCUGCGGCAGGAUGAUGGAGACCAGCAGUCCUCGACCGGGACCCUGGAGGACAGCACCGAGGACUACUCCGGGGAGGUGGACGAGGCUGAUCCACCCGCGAGUCUGCCCGUCGGCAGCUCAUCUCCCUGGGGGAGUCCCGUGCCCAGGGUUCCCCCCUCCUGGAUGACCGCCCUGUACUUCGGCGGGCGUCGGGAGCAGCUGAAGGUGAAGCCGGCUGCGGGGGUGGAGCUGCCGAGGGCCAAGUUCAGCCUGGAGCUGUGGGUGAAGCCCGAGGGGGGGCAGAGCAACCCGGCGAUCAUAGCAGGUGUAUUUGACAACUGUUCCCAUUCACUGAGUGAGAAGGGCUGGUCGGUAGGCAUCCGGACCGUGGAGCCCGCCGGCGCCAAAGAUGCGCGCUUCUACUUCACACUCCGCACAGACCGAGCCGUGAAAUCCACCACCGUCUACAGCCACCAGCGGUACAGAGCCAACGCCUGGACCCACCUGAUGGCCACUUAUAACGGCCACAACAUGAGCCUUUACGUCGACGGUGCUAAGGUGGGAGAGAGCAGUCUCCAGGCGGGGAAUCUAUACAGUCCCUUCAUGAAGACGUGCAGAACCCUCUUCCUCGGCAGUAACCAAUCGGAUCAGGGACACAGCUUCAGGGGCCAUAUAGGGGGUGUGGUCUUGUGGGGCUACGCCCGCUCUCACGAGGAGCUGCUGAAGCGGCCACUUCUAAACGACAAAAGCGAGCCACUCUUGGCGAUGUGGGCUGACUUCACUAAGGUGGAAGAGGUAUGGACUCCAUACAAAGUUGGCCUCCAUCCAACCGUCAUCACCACUCCCGUCCCUGAACAAGAACUUGUCUCCUCGUUCCUGCCGCCACCCUGCGGCCUGACACCUUGCGACAACACCGACAUAAUCUUUGGCUACAACAACAACUGCCAGCUCCGUGCUACCAAGCGAGUGCGCUACCGGGUCGUCAACCUCUCCGAUGACGAUGGUGGGAACCCCACCGUGUCCGAAAACCAGAUCCAGCUCCAGCACCGGGCUCUAACCGAGGCCUUUUGGCCUUACAACAUCACCCUGAAUCUGAGCGUGCACACUGCCAGAAACUCCAGCUUCAGACAGCGGUUCAUCCUCAGCAACUGUCGAAUUGGGAAGAUCGGGAACCGCCAAUGUGACCCAGAGUGCGACCACCCAAGGACAGGCCACGACGGCGGGGACUGCUUAAGACUGGGGGCCUGCUACAACUGGAAGAGGCAGGAUGGAGUUUGUAACAUGGAGUGCAACAGCAUACAUUAUGACUACGAUGAUGGAGACUGCUGUGACCCGGAGAUCACCGACGUCUUCAAGACCUGCUUCGAUCCCGAGUCCCCUGACAGGGCCUAUAUGAGUGUGAAAGAGCUGAAGGAGGAGCUGCACCUGAGCGGCAGCGACACGCUCAAUGUUUUCUUUGCCAGCAACUCGGUACGAGAAGAGCUGGCAGGAGCUGCAACGUGGCCAUGGGCGAAAGAGGCUCUUACCCACCAAGGUGGGAUGGUGCUUAACCCGUCCUACUUUGGCACCAUGGGCCACCACAACACCAUGAUCCAUGAGAUGGGCCACAUCCUUGGACUGUACCAUGUCUUCAAGGGGGUGAGCGAGCGGGACUCCUGUGAUGACCCAUGUCAGGAGACCACCCCAUCCAUGGAGACAGGAGAUCUGUGUGCUGACACCGCACCAACACCCAAAUCCAAAGCCUGCCACGACCCUGGAGCCGUCAAUGAUACCUGUGGACUCACCAUGUACCGUGACACACCUUAUAGCAAUUACAUGAGUUACACAGAUGACAACUGCACCAACCAUUUCACACCCAACCAAGUGGCCCGGAUGCACUGUUAUCUUGACUUGGUCUACCAGAACUGGCUGAUGGAGCAGCAACCUGCCCCCAUCCCUCUGGCCCCUAUAGUGACGGACCAGAGUCCGGAUUCUGUCUCAAUCUAUUGGCUGCCACCUAUAAGGGGACCACUUUAUCAGAGCUCCUCCUUCCAUGUGUCUGGUAUCAACUGUGGAGACUGUGAGACGGACGGCAUUUUCCACCAGUACGCCUCUGAGGCCACCUCACCUCGCAUCUGUGACACGUCAGGCUACUGGACACCCGAGGAGGCAGUUGGCCCACCUGACGUGGAGCAGCCCUGUGAUCCCAGCCUCCAGGCCUGGAGUCCCGAGCUCAGCCUUUAUGAUACCAACGUGACCUCACCGUGUCCUGACACGGAGGGCUGCACACUCACGCUGAGGUUCCUCCACCACAUCGUUCCACACAAACUUACACUCUGGGUCACCUACGUCUCUUCCAACAACCCGGCCCUAGCCAACGUGGAGCUGAUAACAGACGCGGGGAAAAGCAUCAACCUCGGACCCCAGCACGUCUUCUGCGACAUGCCCUUCACGCUGCGCCUGGACACCCGCGGCGCCGCCAUCGUCGCUGUCAAACUCUGCACCUUCGACGAGAAGAUGGAGAUCGAUGCCGCGAUGUUGUCCUCAGGCCCCGGCAGCCCCCUGUGCUCCGGCUGCCAGCCCCUGCUGUACUGGAUUCGGCGGCAGCCGCCCUUCACCGGCAAGACCCCCUCGCCUCAGACCCGGCAGACGUUCACUGACAGCUCUGUAAGGCAGGGGGUCAAGUACCAGUACACAAUCCAGGUGGAAGCAGACGGCCUCCUCAGUGAUCCCUCCUCACCUCUCCUCUACAGUCAUGGACAGUCCUACUGCGGAGAUGGCUUCAUACAGGGGACAGAAGAGUGUGACGACAGCAAUCUGUUGGACGGCGACGGCUGCUCUAAGAAAUGCCUCAAGGAGAUGAGCUUCAACUGUAAUGGCGAGCCGAGCCGGUGUUAUGUCUUCGACGGCGACGGCGUGUGCGAGGAGUUCGAGCGGGGCUCCAGCGUUCGGGACUGCGGUUACUUCACACCUUUGGGCUACACGGACCAGUGGGCUUCCGACGCCGCCGCUUCGCACCAGGACCCCGACCGCUGUCCCUCCCAUGCCGCCACCGGGGAGCCGUCACUCACCAAGCUCUGCAGGUACCAGCACCUGGAGGUGAGUGACAAACUGCCCACAGACGCCUGGUUCCCUUGCACAGCCCAGUCCGACACUAAUGACCUGGAACAUUCAUUUUGGCUGAAGGUGGGAUUUGUCCAUCCCGGAGUGGCAGCUUCUGUGAUGGUGUACCUGGCUUCAGAUGGGUCGUGGUCUGGGGAGCAGUGUCGGAGGACAGCUACCAUCCUCCUGUCCGAUACUACUGGGAAGAACCACUCACUCGGCACACAUGACCUCUCAUGCCAUCGGAACCCGUUGGUGGUGAACGUGACCCAUGACCUCUCUCGACCCUUCUUCAUCACGGCCUCGGUUAUCCUCCUCUUCUCCUCCCCUUCUGUGGCAGUGACAGGUGUGGCCCUGAGGACGUCCUGCCACUUCAGCACCUUCGCCCUGACCGGCUGUUUGCGGCAGCCGUGUCAGCUGGACAGCUGCGCCCCCCCCCAGCUAGAGCACGCCUCUGUCAGGUGUACAGGAGGAGGGGAGUCCUCCUACUGCUCUGUCCAGUGUCACCGCGGUUUCAGCAUCACUGUCCUCAACAGCAAGGGAACCCUUCCUCACCAGAGAGAAUCACAGCUGGAGUGCUUCCAUGGUUCGUGGGAUCGUGUAGUUAGCUGUCAGCCUGUAGACUGUGGCCUGCCCGAUCAGUCUCAUGUCUACCAUGCCAUAUUCAGUUGCCCCUGGGGCACCACCUUCGGCAAACAGUGCUCCUUAACCUGUGGAUCACCAGCUAUACUGCAAGGUGACAGCGACAGGUUGGUGUGUUUGGAGGACGGCCUGUGGUCUUUCCCAGAGGCCUACUGCAAGAUCGAGUGUCCCGAAGUUCUGAACAUACCCGACGCCAAGCUGCUGACAGCAGACUGCCUGGCCUCGGGGCACGACGUCGGUUCCAUCUGCCGUUACAAAUGUAACCCAGGCUUUUAUGUGAUAGGGAGCCUCAAGAAGAAGACACCCAGGAAGUACUUCAGGUUGGAGUGCCUGGAGGGGGGGCAGUGGGAGGAAACUAACUGUGAGCCCAUAUCCUGCCAGGCCCCUCCUGAUGUAUUCCAGGGCAUGUACAACUGCACCAACGGCCUGUACUACGACACCCUCUGCACCCUGCAGUGCCCAGAUGACACAGAAAAUAGGGAGAUUCGCUGCACUAAGGAGGGUGACUGGACUGCAGAGUUCACCAUGUGCUCCAAGCUCCAGGGAUCGUGCUCUCCUCCGGUCGAUCUCAACUCUGUAGAGUACAGCUGCGACCAAGGGAUGGAUGUCGGUGCUGUUUGCUACCCGACAUGCAUUGUGGCUGUAGACAUGGAUCUGCGUGACCUGGUGGUUCUGCCCAAUGGCUCUACAGUUGACUCUUUAAAGCACUGGAUGCUGCCCACCAAAGUCCAGAGCAUAGUGUGCACAGGGAUGAUGAAGUGGUACCCUGACCCUCAACACAUCCAUUGUAUCCAGUCAUGUGAGCCUUUUGGAGGGGACGGCUGGUGUGACACCAUCAACAACCGGGCCUACUGCCAGUAUGAUGGAGGAGACUGCUGCCCGUCCACACUCUCCACCAGAAAGGUCAUUCAGUUCGGGGCGGACUGCAACCAGGACGAGUGCACUUGCCGAGAUCCGGACACCGAAGAGAAUAAGAGCAAAGCCAAGGACUCGGGAGGAGGAGGAGGAGGAGGAAUGCAAUAAGAUGGAGGGAUGAAAGAGGCUGAACUUGAGUCACACCACAGACUACACACCACAACACACAAAUAACGAAAAUAUUACAUUUGUAAUGCGGAGAACGCAAUUGAAGUCAGAAUUUACACGAUAAAAGGCCUUUUUUAUUUCAUCCUAUGCGACCUUGCUGUCCAAUGGCACUACAUCUGAGUCAUGUUGGUUUCAAAAACAGUAUUCCGUCCCUCACAAACAUCCACAUGUGAACAAAUUGUUUUCUUUUUUCUGUGUAGAAGAUUCUAUUUAUAAAAGGAAACCCCUCAGUGAGGAAACAUUGAGGUAAAAAAAAAGCAGUCCAUCCACUCCAGUACAAAUCAAGUCAUCAUCAAACCGCUCUUCUAAAUGGAUUCAAGUACUCUGUUCAGUUAUUUAACUCGUCGGAUGGCUUUUCAAAACCAAAGGAGGACUUUUAAAAUCUAAGUCGAGUAGACAAGUCGCCUGAUCACUUAAAAAAAAAAAAAAAAACGUCAUUCACGUCAACAUUUUUGGAAUUACAAACGAUUACUUCCAAAUCUAAGUCGGGCAAAUGUUAAAUAUCAGUGUCAGAAUUAUUAUGGAUUUCCACUGAAGCAAAGAUGUACUUCAUAUUGUAAUGUUGGAGUCAGAAAAUCAGUGGUGGAACGUUAAGAUAAACCAAAAAUGAAGAUUUAAAAAAGGCUUUUGGGAAGGAGGGCAUUUCAUUUGCUCAACACGGACCUGAAAGUCGUCUCCUGCUUGCAUGUAUGUAUGUCAGGUUCUGGUAUCCGUUAGCCAGAAAUGAUAAAGUACCACAUGUUGUAAACUAUAAAAAGAAAGAAAGAAAGAAGUGUAAUCAUGUUCUCUGUGAUAUUUUACAGUACUUUAUACUCUAUAUGAAAUAAAUAGCAACUUUAUAUCGACCCUCAUGAAGUUUGGAUUGAUUGAUUCAUGGUCAUUAACAGAGGACGCGUCUGUUGUUUGGUU